GGUUGCAUAGGUCAAUAAUUAAGCAAUACGUCAGGAACAUUACCGUGCGUUAUCUUUUGCACUUGCCUCACUUACGUCAAUUGUUGUUACGGCCUUAAAAAGGUAAGCAAACAUUCAACAUGCAAAUAAUUCAAGUUAAGUCUAUUUUAGAGUUCGUGACUAUGUUGAUACUUCCUUCAGAUAUUCAAUUUACAUAAGCACUUCCUUUCAACCAGGAACACAAUGGACAUCAUGCACUACAUAAAAUAUACAUGUACAUACAAGUGCCAUAUAAUCGGAGACUGAUACCUGUAGAAUAGUUAUUUACAAAUUGGAGAGUAUUGAUGAUGGCUUUUCGUGCUGGACGCAUGAUUGAAGAAGAACAUUGGCUUGCGCAAGCUAAACAAGAUUCACAAAUUAAUCGAGAGCUAAGGCACCAGCACGGAGUUGGACCUUGUGUUAUUUUUAUUCUGGAUACGUCUGAAAGCAUUCGGGGACAAGGUUUCCAGGAACUUAAAGAUGUUUUCAAAACAAUCAUUGAGGAGUAUUCCCAUUAUCCAGAUAUAGAUGAAAACGUGGCAGUAAUUGUUUGCGGUCAGAUGACAAAGUUUCAGAAUUAUUACACCAAUCAGUAUCAUGAACUAAUUCAUUGCAUGGAUGGAGUUGAAUGUGAAGGCUUAUCGCCCUUAGCUGCGGGACUUCUUUUGUCUUUGGGCGCCAUCCAGGACGGUGCUAGUCACACCAGGAUAAUUCACACCUUUCACUUAAGACCCCGGAUUGUACUUAUAUCUGAUGGACGACCUACAGACAUGAGGUUGAAUGGAGAUAUAGAUGAUUCAGAACUGUUUGAAACAGAAAUUGCAAAAAGCCAAGCCUUGCAGGUUGGAAAUAGACUUGGUCAUCACCAUCCAAUAUUUUGUAUUCCAGUUGGCAGAAAGCCAGAUAUGACAUUUUUAGAAGCUUUGUCUGCAAGAUCAAUUGGUGGAAAGGUAAUUUAUCCACACGAAGCCCGGCUCUUUGGACGCUACAGUACAUAUGUGAAUGAAGUGGCAUUUCUAACGCUCAUUUGCCCAGACGUACAAAAUAUGACAGAAGAAAUGGCUCUGCAUAUCUUAUCUAGAAGAAAGACAAUUACAAACUUCGAUGAUACCGACAUGGAUCAAAUCUUAGAAAUAUAUCGUCGUAGAGGAACUUUCUCAUCACACAGAAUAGAAAAUGCCCCCGAUGACGAUGUUGAUGAAGGGGAACAUUACCAGGAGCUAGACCCCAGUAUGCCUCCCUUGGGAACCCGAGUUAAGAGGGGUACUACUUGGAUUUGGAAGAACCAAGACGCAAUGGGACCGGGCACUGUAACUGGACAUUCAGUGUUAAACGCUGGUUGGUUGUACGUUUGCUGGGAUCAUGGCCUGACAUUUAAUUAUCGAUAUGGUGACUUAUUCUCCGACGUAGAGGUUUGCGAUGAACCAAGAAUUUUAUGCAGCAACGAAAAAAUUGCUCCAGGAUGUCUUGUUCAGCGUGGGCCCGACUGGAAAUGGGGGAAUCAAGAUGGGGGGCCUGGGACCGUUGGUAUGGUGUAUAGAGUGACAAACAACUCAACUAUUUAUGUAAGAUGGCCCAAUUCAGUAAGAAGUAACUACAGGUUUGGUUAUAAAGGAAAGUACGAUGUACAACUUUGGUACGUUUCUAUUUGGCAAAUAGGCAACCAUUUUAUAAUAUUUUCAUGUGAUUAA
This is a messenger RNA of Saccostrea cuccullata (small rock oyster), 1709 nucleotides long. RefSeq lists its product as uncharacterized. Gene Ontology annotation, cellular component: cytoplasm. Gene Ontology annotation, molecular function: ubiquitin-protein transferase activity; metal ion binding. The coding region runs from base 324 to 1709 and encodes 461 amino acids. The record is from RefSeq and is a predicted model, not a curated record. The transcript is spliced from 12 exons. Gene Ontology annotation, biological process: protein ubiquitination. Lineage: Eukaryota; Metazoa; Mollusca; Bivalvia; Ostreida; Ostreidae.